Molecule: messenger RNA, 5191 nt
Organism: Pipistrellus kuhlii (Kuhl's pipistrelle)
Lineage: Eukaryota; Metazoa; Chordata; Mammalia; Chiroptera; Vespertilionidae
Gene: SNTB2
Product: syntrophin beta 2
Exons: 7
Coding region: 41-1678 (545 amino acids)
Cellular component (GO): intracellular anatomical structure; synapse; dystrophin-associated glycoprotein complex
Molecular function (GO): protein binding; structural molecule activity
Source: RefSeq, a predicted model, not a curated record
GGAAGGGGGAAGCGCCGGCCGCGCCGCCUGACUGACUGGAAUGAGGGUAGCUGCGGCGGCGGCGGCGGCGGCGGGAGCGGGACAGACGAUGGCGGUGUGGACGCGGGCCACCAAAGCGGGGCUGGUGGAGCUGCUGCUGCGAGAGCGCUGGGUCCGAGUGGUCGCCGAGCUGAGCGGGGAGAGCCUGAGCCUGACGGGAGACGCCGCGGCGGCGGGGGAGCCCGAGCCCGCGCUGGGGCUGGCGGCGGCGGCGGCGGCCGCCUUCAACGGCCUCCCGAACGGCGGCAGCGGCGGCGACUCGCUGCCCGGGAGCCCGAGCCGCGGCCUGGGCCCCCCGAGCCCGCCCGCGCCGCCGCGGGGCCCGGCGGUGGAGGCGGGCGCGUCGCCGCCGGUGCGCCGGGUGCGGGUGGUGAAGCAGGAGGCGGGCGGCCUGGGCAUCAGCAUCAAGGGCGGCCGCGAGAACCGGAUGCCGAUCCUCAUCUCCAAGAUCUUCCCGGGGCUGGCGGCCGACCAGAGCCGGGCGCUGCGGCUGGGCGACGCCAUCCUGUCGGUGAACGGCACGGACCUGCGCCAGGCCACCCACGACCAGGCCGUGCAGGCGCUCAAGCGCGCGGGCAAGGAGGUGCUGCUGGAAGUCAAAUUCAUCCGAGAAGUAACGCCAUAUAUCAAGAAGCCAUCCUUAGUAUCAGACCUGCCAUGGGAAGGUGCAGCUCCCCAGUCACCAAGCUUUAGUGGCAGCGAGGACUCUGGUUCUCCAAAACACCAGAACAGCACCAAGGACAGGAAGGUCAUUCCUCUCAAAAUGUGCUUUGCUGCUAGAAACCUAAGCAUGCCGGAUCUGGAGAACAGAUUGAUAGAGCUACAUUCUCCCGAUAGCAGGAACACGUUGAUCCUACGCUGCAAGGAUACAGCCACUGCACACUCCUGGUUCGUAGCUAUCCACACCAACAUUAUGGCUCUCCUCCCACAGGUGUUGGCUGAACUCAACGCCAUGCUUGGUGCAACCAGUACAGCAGGAGGCAGCAAGGAGGUCAAGCAUAUUGCCUGGCUGGCAGAACAGGCAAAACUAGAUGGUGGAAGACAACAGUGGAGACCUGUUCUCAUGGCUGUGACUGAGAAGGAUUUGCUGCUUUAUGACUGCAUGCCAUGGACAAGGGAUGCUUGGGCAUCACCAUGUCACAGCUACCCUCUUGUUGCCACAAGGUUGGUUCAUUCUGGCUCCGGAUGUCGAUCACCCUCACUUGGUUCUGACCUUACGUUUGCUACCAGGACAGGCUCUCGGCAGGGCAUUGAGAUGCAUCUCUUCAGGGUGGAGACACAUCGGGACCUGUCGACCUGGACCAGGAUACUGGUUCAGGGUUGCCAUGCUGCUGCUGAGCUGAUCAAGGAAGUCUCUCUAGGCUGCACAUUAAACGGCCAAGAGGUGAGACUCACUGUCCACUACGAAAAUGGGUUCACGAUCUCCAGGGAAAACGGAGCCUCCAGCAGCUUGCUGUACCGCUACCCCUUCGAAAGGCUGAAAAUGUCUGCUGACGACGGCAUCAGAAACCUGUAUCUGGAUUUUGGAGGUCCGGAGGGAGAACUGACCAUGGACCUGCACUCCUGUCCGAAGCCGAUUGUAUUUGUGCUGCACACGUUCUUGUCGGCCAAAGUCACUCGCAUGGGACUGCUUGUAUAAGCAGCAAGAAUCAGAAAAGAGCUUUGAAUGUCACAAGAAGUAUUUCCACCUCAAAAAGAAAAAGAGAAGAAAAAAAAAGCACAAAAAGAAAGCUCUUUGCCCUCCUCCAGCACAGUGCCUUGACAAGGACCUGCGAAUCACUGCUGACCCCUCACCACGUUAAGGAAGAGCCUGCCUUUCACAAGCUGCCGUGGCCACAAUUUCUAGGCUCUAAUAAGCUCCAGAAUGAACACCUGUUGACUUAUUGCUGGUUUCCUAAUGUGGUUCCUAAGUAAUUGGGUUUGAUUCUCCCGUUAAGAAGGGUGGCUUAUUGUCUUUCUUUCUGGACACAGUAAAAUAUCCAAGAAGUUGGGGGCUUUUUCUCAUUCCCGUGGGAUUCGUGUCAGACUUAGCUUUGAUCUCUUGCUUAGGAAGGCUCUCUCUUCCCAGGUGCUAGUCUCCAGCAGCCCCAGCUUCUUGGUCUUUCCAGACGUGUACAUGGUGACGGAGUUUACUGUCCCCACUCGCUCCUCCCGCCCUGGGAAGUCCUCGAGUUGUAUCACCAAAGCGCCCUUCCGCGUGUCCUGGCUCUCUCUACCUCCCGCCCCCGCUGCCCCCGUCACCCCUUCCCACUGCACCCCCAGCUUCACCACUCUCAGUGCUUACGUUAGGUCUUCGGACUGGCAGAAUUUUAUUUGCCUUGCCUUCCACUCCUUUUCUGGUGGUGACCAAGUUCAAGAGCAAGUCAGAACCACUGCAUUGAAAGAAAAGUUUUAUCUGUUUGAGAGUUUUCUCGUUUUAUCCUUGGGAAGAGCCAGGGGAUGCGGUAAGAUUUAUUUGAAAAGAAAAUCCUUAUUUUAUUUUUUUCCAUGACCUAAUAAUUGACAUUUACUUUAAUGAGAAAAUCCUCAUGUUAGCCUACGCCAUUUUUUACUGCUUACCAGACGUGCCUUUGGUUGGGGUCCGUGGAGCUUUAUUAUCCCUGUUUGAAUAACUGCCGCCCCCGGGGAGGCCGUCUGUCCCGGGGUUGGGAACAGCCUGGGCAGCUCCUCAGCACUGUCUUUCUCGUGGGCGGAGAUGGCUGAGGAAGCUGCAUCCUGACCAGCAAGCUCGUUUCAAAAGGAGAAUUGGUGGGUGAAGCCAAACAGAUUGCUGAGUUGCUUUGGGCUCUGCUCCUCCACGCAGGACCCUGGCCCCGGCCCUCUCCCCUGGCGGCGGCGGAGCGGUCUGGACAAGACUGGUGUGAGCGGGCUGAGGCGGCCAGGGAACGGAUGCCUGGGUUUUGCUAAGCACUGCCAGAUGCCAUCAUGAGUUCACAUUACAGUAAGAGUGCUGAUUUCGUGGUUCUGGAGAACACACUCCGUUAUUUACGAUUAUGAAGGAGGCGCCUAUCUGAAACCAUUUAAAAUAGGGUGAUAGCUGUAUAAGAUGUCAACGUCAGCCCCGUCCCUGGAACUGAAAGAGAAGGGAGCAGUGAGUUGGCUGUUCUCCUUGUUCUCUGAAGGAAGGUCUGGGAUUAGUUCUCAUUUACUGUGUUCAUCAGGAGUGCCUAGAGGGUGUGAGCACUACAGAGGGUGGAGGAGGCAGACUCCCAGCAGGGAAAGAAAACAGCGGUGUGUGCGGCACACGGCUCUUUGGUGUGAGUGCAGGCUGACACAGGUGGGAUGUGAGAGAACCGAGUCGAGCAGAAAGUUCUAGUUAGAUGUCGUAAGCCCAUUGUCUUCACUCCUUCCCAUGUUCAGUGAGAUUAACCACAGGCAGAGGCUGGGGAGAGAUGUCUGUUCUUCCCUCACCACCGGUCCCAAAAGUGAACUGUCUGAGCCACUGAAAACUGGAAAUUGAAACCUUAGACUAGGAUAUGUCCUUCAAGAGCUUUUUAUGUUUUGAAAAUUCACAAGCCCAAGGUUGGUUCCAUCUGGAUUAAGUUGACAAGUUAGGGAAGAAAAACAAAGUACCUUGAAGGUCCAGCUGUGGUUUCUGGAAGAAGAAUUUGAAUACAUAAUACCCUUCGAUAGGGAAGCUUAGACAUUCUCUGCAGUGAAAGUAUUCAUCCGAGCAGAUGAGCGAUGUAAUCACGGACUUACAGCAAAGCCAUUAGGUUGAGGUUUCUUUACAGCGUGAAAGGCUAAGCCACUGAAAAGAUUUCCAGGGGGAACUCCUGAGCCACCUGCUCCCUGGUUUAUGAAAAAGGUCUGUGAAAACGGUGUCAUUAAACCGUGGGAGGAAGAGGUAGUGCGUGCCCUUCCGCCCCUUUGUCCAAGCUUUAACUGCCAUGGACAGCCCCGCGGUCCACAGGGUUUUUAAUAUUUAAUAGGGUUUUGAGUCUUGAUGUGAAGUGAAAUGGAUGAGAGGUUUCCUGUGACCAUUUGUGCCCCCAAGAGCAAGAGCCCUUAAGCUGCUUGUUUAACAUCCUUCAACAGCUUUCCAACCACGGAUGACCAGGCUGUUCUUCAAUUAGGUGUGUGUGUGGGACUUUCAAACCACAAAUGAAGUACUUUUUUGUGAAUGAGGCAGCUUUGAUAAAUACGUGCAUGUUUUUGACCCACAGUUGGGAAUAUGAAGAGGCUGACUGUGUCCACUGCUCUACACGGUUUUGCAUAAGGGACUUGCGCAUCUGUGGGUUUGUGAAAACCAAGGAACGACUACAGUUAAGGUUUCAGGAAGUCAACGUUAAUUCUCGGAUGUUCGACCGCCUGGGGAGCUGGCACCCCUAAUCCCCACGUUCUCCAAGGAUCAAUUUGUACUUUGUAUUUAGACGCCAAAACAUGGCAAAUUAUUUUCAAAUGAUAACUAAAAGUAGGCAUUUUUCAUAUUUCACAUCUUUUACAGAACAGCUAAUUUUUCAUUUCUCUUUUAUUCUGAAUUAGGAAAAUUGUUGAGAGUGUUGUGGGCUUCCAUGUGUUGAAUGUAAAGGAAUUGCAGAGUAUGUUCCACCCAUUCAGUGUCCCCCCCCACCCAAGACCUGGGCCUAGACAUCUUCUCCAUAUUCCACACAGAUGCCUGUCAGAGAAAAGGCUCAGUUAUUAUUUUUUCUGAAAAAGGUAAGUCCUUUUCUGAAGUCAUCAAAUGAACCUUACUUGGAAAUUAGUACCUAAUAUUUUAUGUGAAGAAAUACUUUAAUGUAUGUUUAUACAGUAUUUAUUAGAUAUUUGUAACUGCAAACUCACCUACCUAGUAGACAGAGUUUCAGGUUAAAUAUUGGGGCAUAUACAGGCAAUCAAAAUAUUACAUUAAAUGUCAUUCACUUAUUUUAAAGCCAUGUUUUAGCACUUUUUAGACUAGGUAAGUCUAAGAGUGCCUGUUUUUAUCAUCUGAAAUCUCACCAACUUUGUUAUUGAAAAUUAUUGCAUGGAAGGAGAGAUUGAAUUAUUUAUUUCUUACAUUUUUAUAAGUGGAAAAAUCUCUCCAACCAACAAACGAUUAAAGUUGUUACUGAUUAUUUGUUCUCUUAUCCUCCUAAGCAGAAUGGUAACAAAGCUUUUUUUUUUUUCUUCAGCUGAUUGAAUGCACUUAGCUAAUAAACCAAAAUUUAUU